This is a messenger RNA of Aspergillus homomorphus CBS 101889, 4640 nucleotides long. RefSeq names its product putative P-type calcium ATPase (gene pmcA). The transcript is spliced from 2 exons. NCBI's taxonomy places the organism in Eukaryota, Fungi, Ascomycota, Eurotiomycetes, Eurotiales, Aspergillaceae. Gene Ontology annotation, biological process: intracellular calcium ion homeostasis; calcium ion transmembrane transport. Gene Ontology annotation, molecular function: ATP binding; ATP hydrolysis activity; P-type calcium transporter activity. Gene Ontology annotation, cellular component: intracellular membrane-bounded organelle; membrane. The record is from RefSeq and is a predicted model, not a curated record. Bases 145 to 4455 code for a protein of 1436 amino acids.
UACAUGACACCGCAGAGCUCGACCGAUUCUCUCUUUCCCGAACCGCAUUCCACUUGAUACUAAUAUAACCCUUUCCAUUCCUGUCCUGUUCCCUCCGCUUCCAAGACCCACACUUUCCUCGGUCGUGUCCUCCCUUGGACGAUCAUGCCAGACUCCGGACCCGAUGGCCAGGAUACCAGGCAGUCAGGGUCGACUCCCCUGCGCCGGGAGCGGGCCCCGACCAUCACGAUUGACACGUCGGCCGUGACCUCUUCUUCAAACGAUCAAAUCCAACCGCCGGUGCAAAUAUUACCUCUUCCGCCACAACCUUCGCUGCAGAUUUCGACUGACAAUGCCGAUACGCAUGACACCAGCGCUCUUUUGAACAGCGGCGGAGUCUCGCCUACCUCCCUUCGCUCGGCUGCUUCCUCCGAAGCCAGAGACUACGAAAGUCGACCGACGUCACCACACAACUUCUCUUCUCCCGCAUCGAAGAUGGCCGAUUCCAUGUCCAACUCGAAUUAUUUGGCUGUACCUGGAACAAGAUCUCGAGGGAACUCGUUGGAGUCGCAGGAUUCGAAUCAAUCGUCCAGUUCGUACGGUGGAGAUACAUACGCGCCGACUGCGUCGCAUGCAUCCAACACAGAUUUGACGCAGAACACGAUAGUCAACGAUGAGGAUGCCCUGAAGCCCGACCCGGGCCGAGAAGCUGAGUUCGAAGUGGAGGAUAAUAAAUUCGCCUUUUCGCCUGGCCAAUUGAAUAAGCUUCUGAAUCCGAAAAGCUUAGGGGCUUUGCAUGCUCUAGGCGGACUUCGAGGAAUCGAGAAAGGAUUGCGCACCGACGCUCGCAGUGGUUUAAGCUUAGACGAGGACGAAUUGGACGGUGCUGUGAGCUUUGAAGAUGCGACAGCUUCGCAGACGACCCAGGCCACGCCUAAGUCUUCUUCUCCGGCACCUCAGCGUCCCACGCCAACGGGAACCAGCUCCGCUAAACCCUCCGACAGUUCGUUCACAGAUCGCAUACGUGUCUAUGGGAAGAACAAGCUACCUGAAAGAAAGGCCAAAAGUUUCCUAGAGUUGGCAUGGAUUGCAUACAAUGACAAGGUGCUGAUUCUAUUGACAAUAGCUGCCAUCAUAUCGCUUGCGCUUGGCAUAUAUCAAUCUGUCACAGCCACCGGCGACGAGGCUCGCGUGCAAUGGGUUGAAGGCGUUGCAAUCAUUGUGGCUAUCCUGAUUGUUGUGAUUGUGGGUGCCGCAAAUGACUGGCAGAAGGAACGUCAAUUCGUCAAGCUGAACAAAAAGAAGGAUGACCGCCUUGUUAAGGUGAUUCGUUCCGGAAAGACAUCCGAGAUCUCAAUUCAUGAUGUUUUGGUAGGCGAUGUCAUGCAUCUGGAACCAGGUGAUAUGAUUCCGGUGGACGGAAUCUUUAUUGAUGGCCACAACGUCAAAUGCGAUGAAUCAUCUGCAACCGGCGAGUCGGACGUUCUCCGGAAGAUGCCUGCCCACGACGUAUUCCGCGCCAUCGAGCAACACGACAAUGUUUCGAAGCAUGACCCGUUCAUCGUCUCCGGUGCAAAGGUUUCUGAAGGUGUAGGCACGUUUCUGGUCACCGCUGUGGGUGUUAAUUCGACUUUCGGAAAAACAAUGAUGUCGCUCCAAGACGAGGGACAGACGACUCCGCUGCAGUCGAAGUUGAAUGUACUCGCUGAACACAUUGCCAAGCUUGGUCUCGCCUCUGGCCUGCUUCUGUUCGUUGUACUCUUCAUCAAGUUCCUCGCUCAGCUGAAAGAUAUGGAAGGCUCAUCCGAGAAGGGUCAGGCCUUCCUGCAAAUCUUCAUUGUUGCUGUGACUGUGAUUGUCGUUGCUGUUCCGGAAGGGUUACCACUGGCGGUCACUCUUGCGCUCGCCUUCGCCACGACCCGUAUGCUCAAGGACAACAACCUUGUUCGACUCUUGAGGGCAUGUGAAACUAUGGGCAACGCGACUACUAUCUGCUCCGAUAAAACAGGCACGUUGACAGAGAACAAGAUGACUGCUGUGGCUGCCACCCUGGGAAAGAAUCUUCGCUUUGGAGACAAAUCAUCAGGACCGGCUCUCCGUGCGGAUGAUGACCGAGGCCGUGACCCUGUGACCACCGUCUCUCCCUCAGAAUUUGCUUCCAGUCUUUCCGCGCCAGCCAAGGAUUUGUUGGUCAAAUCGAUCGUGCUUAACUCUACCGCGUUCGAAGGAGAGCAGGAUGGUACCGCGACUUUCGUCGGCUCUAAGACCGAGACAGCACUCUUGGGAUUUGCUCGGACGUACCUCGGGAUGGGUUCGGUCAGUGAAGCACGGGACAAUGCCACUAUUGCCCAGAUGGUGCCUUUCGAUUCUGAACGCAAGUGUAUGGCUGUGGUUGUCAAGAUGGAGAAUGGAAAGUACCGGAUGUUGGUCAAGGGUGCAUCGGAAAUACUGGUGGCCCGCUCGACUCGGAUUGUCCGUGAUGCUAGGCAAGAUCUCUCUGAGGUUUCUAUGUCUGAUGAGGACCGGUCUGUUUUGGACAAAGUCAUUGAUCAUUAUGCCUCACAUUCGUUACGGACCAUUGGUCUGGUCUACCGUGAUUUUGACCAGUGGCCUCCGCGAAGCGCAGCCACCCAGGAAGAAGAUCGUUCGCUUGCAGUCUUCGAUGCAGUCUUCAAGGAUAUGGUCAUUCUUGGCGUUUUCGGUAUCCAGGACCCUCUGCGUCCCGGUGUAACAGAAUCGGUGCAUCAAUGUCAACGCGCGGGCGUUUUCGUGCGGAUGGUGACUGGAGACAACAUCACAACGGCUAAGGCUAUUGCUCAGGAAUGUGGAAUCUUCACGCCAGGAGGAAUCGCCAUUGAGGGGCCUAAAUUCCGUCAACUGAGCAGUCGGCAGAUGACCCAAAUCAUCCCUCGCUUACAGGUACUAGCACGAUCGAGUCCCGAUGACAAAAAGAUCUUGGUUGCUCAACUCAAGAAGCUGGGUGAAACGGUUGCCGUGACAGGUGAUGGUACCAAUGAUGCACAGGCUCUCAAGACUGCCGAUGUUGGUUUCUCCAUGGGUAUCUCUGGCACUGAAGUCGCGAAGGAAGCUUCCGACAUUAUUCUCAUGGACGACAACUUUACCUCCAUCAUCAAGGCUAUGGCGUGGGGUAGGACUGUCAACGAUGCUGUCAAGAAGUUCUUGCAGUUCCAACUCACUGUCAACGUGACAGCGGUCCUUCUCACAUUCAUCUCGGCCGUCGCAAGCGGAGAGGAAGAGUCGGUUUUGACGGCGGUGCAGCUUCUCUGGGUCAACCUUAUCAUGGACACUUUCGCUGCUCUCGCUCUGGCAACGGAUCCCCCUUCUCCACACGUUCUCGACCGCAGACCCGAGCCUAAAUCGGCGCCUCUCAUCACUCCAACUAUGUGGAAGAUGAUCAUUGGACAGAGUAUUUAUCAAUUGGUUGUCACCCUAGUCUUGAACUUUGCCGGAAAUUCGAUCUUCCAUUAUCAUUCAGAGAAGGACACUUCGCAUAUGCAAACGGUCGUGUUCAACACGUUCGUAUGGAUGCAAAUUUUCAACCAGUGGAAUUCUCGCCGUCUUGAUAAUCACUUCAACAUUUUCGAGGGAAUGUUGCGAAAUGCAUGGUUCAUCGGAAUUCAAUUGAUCAUCAUUGGAGGACAGGUCCUGAUUAUCUUCGUGGGUGGUCAGGCAUUCUCAGUCCAGCGGCUCAAUGGCGCUCAGUGGGGUGUCUCUCUCGUCCUGGGAGUCAUUUCUCUUCCGGUCGGCGUGAUCAUUCGCUUGAUACCAGAUGCUCUCAUUGCCAAGCUCAUUCCAACCUUCUGGCACCGCAAGAAGGGACCUGAACUCUGGGUUUCCGACGAGGAUCGCCGCUUCGAGUGGAAUCCCGCCCUGGAAGAGAUCCGUGACCAGUUGAAGUUCCUCAAGACUGUUCGCGGAGGUCGUCUCCGGCACUUGAAGCACAAACUACAGCACCCCGAAGAACUCCUUCCCAGAUCGCGAAGCGGAUCACGGUCAUCCAGGUCCCGGGAAAACUCGAUUCCUGGAACACCUGUGGAGAACAACAGCGAUAGCACUCCGCCCAUACCGGCGACUCCGGAGUCUCGGUCAAGACGACGAACCCGGUCUCGCUCUAACUCAGCAUUUGGGCCGGCGGCUGCUAUGGCCGGUGUUGUGGCAGGCAGUAUUGCAGGCUGGUCUCCGAUUGAACGAACACAGGGAGAAGGAGAGCCUUUCAAGAUCCAGGCCGAUACACCUCACGGAGGUCUAGACAAGCAAAAUGGUAUCGAGAUUCACCCGGAUACCGCCGCGGAUGACCGGAUCUUGGGCAACUUCAAGGCCACCUCGAAGACACCUCCGAGCCAGAACCCCGAGCUGCUGCCACAUUUCGAUCAUGUUCCCCCUGAGCGUGCGCCAUCUAGCCGUAGCAGACGGUCUACGUCGCGCCAAUCGCAAUCCAGCCAAAGCCAUGUCUAAGCGUCUCGCGCUAUACCACUUAUGCAAUACUAGUUUCCGCGAUUCUAUUCUGUCCCAAUGACUUCGAUGCUCGGUUUAUUGCCGAAAAUGUAUACUUAUUUCCUUUUCCCCAUACCCGAUUCUCCUUCUCCACAUCGAAUUUGUCUCUUUCGCUAUCCUUGAACUUCUUUGAUCCACUCCUUUAG